Messenger RNA from Physella acuta, 2211 nucleotides. RefSeq names its product macrophage mannose receptor 1-like. Lineage: Eukaryota; Metazoa; Mollusca; Gastropoda; Physidae. The record is from RefSeq and is a predicted model, not a curated record.
AUGUCUUUGCGCCAGGCUGCUCCUGCGGCUCCUUCACCGUGCGCCAGGCUGGGAGUAUUUUACUAUAUGUCUUUGCGCCAGGCUGCUCCUGCUCCUCCGACAACGUGUAUCAGCAAAACAGCUACGGAGUUUGACAACAACUGCUAUGAGUUUAUUACAACACGAAUGACUUUGAUUGAAGCGCAGAAAUACUGCUCAAACUUCAAUGGAACAAGGAUCCUGGCCAAAGUUUCUUCACCCUCAGUGUUGGACUUUCUCAAUUCUCUCAGGAAAAAUAACGAAUUCGUGUGGCUUGGAGCUAAUGACACAUUACACAAUGGUGAAUGGGUGUGGACGGAUGGUACAAAGGCUAAUCUAACAUCAAUGUGGAAUAAUGGAGAACCCAACAACGAAGGUGGAAUUGAACACUGUCUUCAAAUUUAUAAUAAUGGAAAGCUAAAUGAUAUGCCUUGUAAUGAAACUAUUUAUACUGCUUUUAUUUGUAUGGAAGUACAUGAGACAACUGCGUCACCCAAAACUUCUCCAACAACAUAUCCGACAUCGACGGCAACACUUAGCUUUACUACAGCGAGAAAUGAGUCAAAGUUUAACAAUGUUUCCAGCGACUCUUUGGAGUGUAUCAGCAACACGGCUACGAUGUUUGACAACAACUGCUAUGAGCUAUUCACAAACGAAAUGAGUUGGAAUGAAGCGAAGAGAUACUGCUCUAAUUUCAAUGGAACAAGGAUCCUGGCCAAAGUUUCCUCACCCUCUGUGUUAAGAUACCUCAAUUCUUUAAGACCAAGUUAUACACGAGUGUGGCUUGGAGGUAAUGACCAACUACAAGAAGGCAAAUGGGUGUGGACAGAUGGUACAAAGGCUAAUCUAACAACAAUGUGGGGUUAUGGCGAACCCAACAACCUGGACGGAAAUCAAGAUUGCCUUGAAAUUGUUGUUGAUGGAACACUAAAUGAUUAUGAUUGUGCGCAAACUUUCUCUUUUAUUUGUAUGGAAGUUCAUGAGACAACUGCCACUCCUGAAACUUAUCCAACAACUUAUCCGACAACCACAGCAACACCAAGCUUUACUACAGCGAGAAAUGAGUCAAAGGUUAAGAAUGUUUCCAGCGACUCUUUGGAGUGUUUCAGCAAAACGGCUACUAUGUUUGACAACAACUGCUAUGAGCUGUUCACAACAGCAAAGAAUUGGACUGAAGCAAAUAGAUACUGCUCUAAUUUCAAUGGAACGAGGAUCCUGGCCAAAGUUUCUUCGCCUUCAGUUUUAAGAUACUUCAUUUCAAUCAUACAAAGUGGUACACGAGUGUGGCUUGGAGCUAGUGACCAAUUACAAGAAGGUGAAUGGGUGUGGACAGAUGGUACAAUGGCUAAUCUAACAUCAAUGUGGAAUAAACGCGAACCCAACGAUAAAUUUGGAAAUGAAGACUGCCUUGAAAUCUUAGGAUACGGGACCAGACAAACACAAAUACAGAAACUAACCCAACAACGUAUUCGACAUUACGAACAACCACCUCAACACUUAGCUUUACUACAGAGAGAAAUGUUUCAAAGACAGCCACGUGUAUCAGCAAAACGGCUACGAUAUUUGACAACAACUGCUAUGAGCUAUUCACAACACCAAAGAAUUGGACUGAAGCGAAGACCAAGUAAUAUUCGAGAAGGUGAAUGGAUGUGGACAGAUGGUACCGAAGCUAAUCUAACAUCAUUGUGGCAUGUUAACGAACCCAACGAUCAGGAAGGAAAUGAAGACUGCCUUGAACUUUAUGACUAUGGAAUGUUAAAUGAUGACGAUUGUGCUAAAACUUUCUCUUUUAUUUGUAUGGAACUUCAUGAGAUAAUUGCCACUCCUGAAACUUAUCCAACAACAUAUCAGCCAACCACUGCAACACCUAGCAUUACUACAGCGAGAAAUAAGUUUAAGAAUGAUUCCAGCGACUCUUUGGAAAAGAUGUAUUCAUUUGGACAAACUGAAUGGAUAGGCAUUGUGACAAGUUUUUGCAUUCUGGUCAUGUGUCUCCUGCUUGCAGUGUUGCUAGCUAUCAAAUAUCGUUGUGAAAUAUGGUCACUCAGCGGGAAACUGAAGGAAUUUGGAUACACCACAAUAAACGAGAACCAAAUAAGAUACACCACAAUAAACGAGAACCAAAUAAGUAAAAUAAUUGCUCAUAAAAUAAAUGUAGAUUUUAAGUCAUCCUAUAUUAGAUACAUAACUUAA